Messenger RNA from Drosophila novamexicana, 1400 nucleotides. RefSeq names its product lysosomal aspartic protease. Gene Ontology annotation, cellular component: lysosome. The record is from RefSeq and is a predicted model, not a curated record. The transcript has 2 exons. Gene Ontology annotation, biological process: cell death; proteolysis. Bases 95 to 1270 code for a protein of 391 amino acids. Lineage: Eukaryota; Metazoa; Arthropoda; Insecta; Diptera; Drosophilidae. Gene Ontology annotation, molecular function: aspartic-type endopeptidase activity.
CGCAAUAUUUAAUUAACUGCAACAGAAACAGUUGAAUUCCAACAGUCGACAGUGUAUUUAACAAGUUAAAACAUUUAAAUCGCUUACAGUGGCCAUGCAGAAGUCUUUGCUGCUGUUUGGCGCGUGCCUGGCCCUGGCCUGGGUCGUCACUGCGGAACCAAAACUGUUGCGUGUACCGUUAAAUAAAUUCCAAUCCGCACGCCGGCAUUUCGCUGAUGUCGGCACCGAGCUGCAGCAAUUGCGCAUCAAGUAUGGUGGCGCCGGCGGCGUCUCACCCGAACCACUCUCCAAUUAUCUGGAUGCUCAGUACUAUGGCCCCAUUUCGAUUGGUUCGCCGCCACAGAAUUUCAAGGUAGUUUUCGAUACAGGCUCCUCAAAUUUGUGGGUGCCUUCGAAGAAAUGUCACCUGACCAACAUUGCGUGCCUCAUGCACAACAAAUACGAUGCCAGCAAGUCGUCAUCGUAUAGCAAGAACGGCACCGAAUUCGCCAUACACUAUGGCUCGGGCAGUUUGUCGGGUUAUUUGUCCAGCGACACGGUCAACAUUGCCGGCCUGGACAUUAAGGAUCAAACCUUUGCCGAGGCACUGAGCGAACCGGGUCUGGUCUUUGUCGCCGCCAAAUUCGAUGGUAUUCUCGGACUGGGCUACAGUUCGAUAUCUGUGGAUGGUGUCAAGCCUCCAUUCUAUUCCAUGUUCGAGCAGGGUUUGAUCUCCCAGCCGGUAUUUUCGUUCUAUUUGAAUCGUGAUCCCAAGGCGCCAGAGGGUGGUGAAAUCAUCUUUGGCGGUUCCGAUCCCAAUCAUUAUACGGGCGACUUUACCUAUUUGCCGGUAACACGCAAGGGCUAUUGGCAAAUCAAGAUGGACUCUGCUCAGCUUAACAAUCUGGAGCUGUGCAAGGGCGGCUGCCAGAUAAUUGCCGACACUGGCACCUCGCUGAUUGCUGCGCCCGUCGCAGAGGCUACCUCUAUCAAUCAGGCUAUUGGUGGCACGCCCAUUGUGGGCGGACAGUAUAUCGUGUCCUGUGAUAUGAUACCCAACCUGCCAGUCAUUAAGUUUGUGCUGGGCGGAAAAACCUUUGAGCUGGAGGGCAAGGAUUAUAUUUUGCGUGUUGCUCAAAUGGGCAAGACCAUCUGUCUGUCUGGAUUUAUGGGCAUGGACAUACCGCCACCAAACGGACCACUCUGGAUUCUAGGCGAUGUCUUCAUUGGCAAAUACUACACCGAAUUUGACAUGGGCAACGAUCGCGUGGGCUUUGCCGAUGCCAAAUAGAGCGUCAACCCAAAGCUAACCUAUUAUAUUAUACAAAAAUAUGCUAACAUUUUAUUGUAAUUCGAAAAUCGAUAGACUCUUCUUGCAAUUGAGAAUUAAAUUACACCAUUAAUAUUGUAGUCUAUAAAAU